This is a messenger RNA of Petromyzon marinus (sea lamprey), 986 nucleotides long. RefSeq names its product KIAA1143 ortholog. The record is from RefSeq and is a predicted model, not a curated record. Lineage: Eukaryota; Metazoa; Chordata; Hyperoartia; Petromyzontiformes; Petromyzontidae.
GUGUCCGUGCGGAUCGAUCACGGGGUGCCUGCGCGAAUCGAGCGCGCGCCAUCGCCAUGGCGGGGAGGAACAUCGCCUACGUGAAGCCCAAGGAGCCGUCCUUCCUGCGCAAGUUCAAGAAGGACGUCGGUUUCAAAGAGGGGCCCAACGUGGACACCAAGCGAGGACCGGCCAUGAUGCCUCACCGGGACGACGACGACGCGGAGGAGAAGGAAGACGAGCGGCCGCAGGUCGUCGUCAUGAAAGACGGAGACCUCACGGAAGAGGAGGCUCGCAAACUUCAGGGUGGAGCCUCCCCGUUCGUCACUGACGACCGUCCCGCCGACGGGCGAAUUCUCUUCCGGAAGCCGGCGAAGCGCGAGGGGGGGACCCCCGACACCAAGGCGAGCUCCAAGUCCGCAAAGCGCUGGCGGGAGGGCAAGCAAGAGGGUGGACGUUCAAAGAAGGGCGACUCCGCAUCGUCGUCGACGACAUCAUCGACGUCGACGACAUCAUCGACGUCGUCAUCAUCAUCAUCCCAGGCCGUGAAGAAUGCCAAACUCCUGUCAUUCGGAGAGGAUGACGAUGGUGGUGGCGGCGGCGGUGGAGAAUGAAACGUGCGAGGUGAUCGUGUUUGGUUGAUGGCCUACGUGUUCUGUACGCCCCCCGCUGCCACCGUCUCGUCAGUGAGCUGCUGAAAGGCCCCCCCUGUGUCGUGUCAGUCAUAUGGGGGCUGUUUAACCAUACGUCACCACAGUGGGCAGCGCAGGGUGACACCCGUGGGGGAGGGGCAGCGGUCUUGGUUGGUGGUACCGCUGCUCACCACUGAUGUUGACUGUCUGGGGAUUAAUCUCAGAUGGCCGCAGUUUGUUUCGGUGUGUUCACCACUGUGGCACCAACUGUAGGGGGAGGCGUGAGUUAAACUUCUUUGCAUUGGUCAACGUGUGUGUGUGUAACGGCUUUAAUAAUAAAAAAAAAAUUCCCGUAUAUCAACUGGGCACCGAUGA